AGAUUUUAGCCAAUCAGUGAUGCUACCUACAGUGGGUGGCCGGGAUCAAAAUGCACCGCGGAAAGCUCGGAAAGUAGUGUGGCUAGCCUUAAUCACUUCGGCUCCCCCGGGAGGGGACUCAUCACUCGCCCCAUUUCACGGAUGAGGAAGGAAACGAAUGUUCCGAAAGGCAGAGGCACGGGUCCAAGGUCGCGGGACUAGAAGGUGGCAGGGUCGGCAGUGGAACUCUCCAGCAGAGCCCAGCUGCCACCAUGGCCCAGACCCUGCAAAUGGAGAUCCCGAACUUUGGCAACAGCAUCCUGGAGUGUCUGAAUGAGCAGCGACUGCAAGGCCUGUACUGUGAUGUGUCUGUGGUCGUCAAGGGCCAUGCCUUUAAAGCCCACCGGGCUGUGCUUGCUGCCAGCAGCUCCUACUUCCGGGACCUGUUCAACAGCAGCCGGAGUGCAGUGGUGGAGCUGCCGGCCGCUGUGCAGCCCCAGUCCUUCCAGCGGAUCCUCAGCUUCUGCUACACGGGCCGGCUGAGCAUGAACGUGGGUGACCAGUUCUUGCUCAUGUACACGGCCGGCUUCCUGCAGAUUCAGGAGAUCAUGGAGAAGGGCACCGAGUUCUUCCUCAAGGUGAGCUCCCCCAGCUGCGACUCACAGGGCCUGCACGCUGAGGAGGCCCCAUCGUCCGAGCCCCAGAGCCCCGUGGCUCAGACGUCAAGCUGGCCAGCCUGUGGCACCCCGCUGCCCCUGGUGUCCCGUGUCAAGACGGAGCAGCAGGAGUCGGACUCCGUGCAGUGCACACCUGUGGCCAAAAGGCUGUGGGACAGCAGCAGCAGUGGCGGUGGCAAUGGCAGCCGCAAGAUGGCCAAGUUCUCCACACCGGACCUGGCUGCCAACCGGCCGCCCCAACAGGCCCCAGUGGUGGCGGCAGCACAGCCUGCCGGCGUGGCUGUGGCAGCAGCUGCAGGGGCUGGCGCUGGGCAGCCUGCUGGGGGGGCGGCAGCGGCAGCAGCGGUGGCGGCAGCAGGGGGUGUGGUGAGUGGGCCCAGCACGUCAGAGCGGACCAGCCCGGGCACCUCGAGCGCCUAUACCAGCGACAGCCCUGGCUCCUACCACAAUGAGGAGGAUGAAGAGGAGGACGCAGGCGAGGAGGGCACGGAUGAGCAGUACCGGCAGAUCUGCAACAUGUACACCAUGUACAGCAUGAUGAAUGUUGGCCAGACAGCCGAGAAGGUGGAGGCCCUCCCUGAGCAGGUGGCCCCUGAGUCCCGGAAUCGCAUCCGGGUGCGGCAAGACCUGGCAUCUCUCCCGGCUGAGCUCAUCAACCAGAUUGGCAACCGCUGCCACCCCAAGCUCUACGAUGAGGGUGACCCCUCUGAGAAGCUGGAGCUGGUGACAGGCACCAAUGUGUACAUCACGAGGGCGCAGCUCAUGAACUGCCAUGUCAGCGCGGGCACGCGGCACAAGGUCCUGCUGCGGCGCCUCCUGGCCUCCUUCUUUGACCGGAACACACUGGCUAACAGCUGUGGCACCGGCAUCCGCUCUUCCUCCAACAACCCCAGCCGCAAACCGCUGGACAGUCGCGUCCUUCACGCUGUCAAGUACUACUGCCAGAACUUUGCUCCCAACUUCAAGGAGAGCGAGAUGAACGCCAUCGCAGCUGACAUGUGCACCAAUGCCCGCCGUGUCGUCCGGAAGAGCUGGAUCCCCAAGCUCAAGGUGCUCAUGGCCGAGGGCGAUGCCUACACCACCUUCAUCAGCGACACGGGCAAGAUCGAGCCGGACAUGAUGGGCGUGGAGCACAGCUUCGAGACGGCCAGCCACGACGGCGAGGCCGGCCCUUCGGCCGAGGCCCUCCAGUAACUACCACCGGACCCUCCCCGCGGGGCCGUCACACUCCCCUCCCUCCCCGGUCACACCCGCCCACCAUCUUGGUCACGAGCUACUGUCUGUCCCUUCCCUGGACCCGCGGGGGGCGCUGCAUGCUCCCAGCCCCUCUGCCUUCCCUCCAUCCCACCUUCCACCCCCCAUCCGAGCGGGCCGGGAGAGGGCAGCAGCUGGUGCGAGCUCUGCGCUGCCGUCUCUAGCGCACUCGGGUGCAGUUGGGGAGCUUCCGCUCCUCCUCUCCUAACCCCCAGCAGUGGUCUCCCCACUCACCAGGCCAGGUGGGGAGGGGCCGGCCUGGGGGGGCUCAGGAAGGCCCCCUCCCCAGGGUUCUCAGGACCCCUCCUGCCACCACCUCCCAGUGCUUCCAUGUUUCCAAAAGCGCCUUCCUGUCUCCCUCGUCUGUCCCUGCACCUGGGGGCUGGGGUAGGCGAGGCCGAGGGGACCGCCCAUUUCACAGCCGAGGGACCCCAGGCUCAGAGCAACUCCACGACUGACCUAAGGUGGUGGGCGGUGGCAGGACCAGUGCCCUUCUCUCUCCCUGACCCUUCGCCCACCUCUGUUGCCCCCACCUGUCCCCUGGGGCCUGAGAGGGGCAAGUCCUGAGUGGAGGGCUCUUGGGGGCCUGCUGAAGGUCUCUGCGAAUAGAACGAGAGGUUUCCUGGGCUCACAGAAGUGUGUGUGUGUGUGUGUGUGUGUGUAUGCGUGCAUGUGUGUGUGUGUGUGUGUGCGCGCGCACGUGUGUAAAAGUUUUGCUUUUAAACAAAUGAAGAUAUGAGAGGCAGUAGGGCCAGGGCUGGAAGCCAGGGGAGCAGGCUGGGGGGCUGCUGCCCUUCCCCCCCCUCCCCCACCCCCCUGUCCCCACCCACUGUACAUACUUUUUAAAGCAUUUUUUUAGCUAAUGAAAUAUUGAAGUAUAAGAUUCCUUUUAUUUUUCAAACCAACGGGACUGUGUCGGAUGUCCCCUUCAGUCCCCGGGGACAAGGCAGCCAGGACGGGGUGGGGGCUGGGGGCAGGCUGAGUGUGUGUGUGUGCGUGUGUAGUGUGGGUGCGCAUUUCUGAGGCGAGAACUCGGCCAGGCCUCUGCUGGGGCUCCCGUGGGUCUGACUAGGUCCCCUCUCGCUCCGUUGCUUCCCAGCAGGGCUCCAUUUGAAGGGUGGCCCUGGCCUUGGCCCAUUGGCUGAGCCCAGCUUCUUGGGGACAAGGCAGGGCCCGCUUCCAUUGUUAGCAGUUUGCAGAAUUUUCUCUAACCAUUCCUCUUUCUGUCCUUGCCCAGCGCGAGGGGUUUUUUUUUUUUUUUUUUUUUUUUUUUUGAGUUUUACAUGUGAACUCUGGAGGGUUCUCUUUUUUAUUCCCUGUCCCCCCACACUGGGUGUCGUUUCUUUACAAUUUUACCUUUUUUCCCUCCAGCCCUGGUCCCACUGCCUCUCAUCUCCUUCCUGGAUCUGACUGGCCCAUUGCUCCCAUUGCUCCCAGCGGCCUCUCCAGAGGCAGGGGGAUGGCGGGAGGUGGGGGGUGGGGGUGGCCAGCCCUGACGGGACCCUUGGAAUCUGAUUUGGAGGCCUCCCCCACCACCCAGCAGCCCCCACUGGUCUGACAUCUUGUGGGGGUGGGGGUGCCUGGUCUGGCUGGAGUCCUGGCUCUCAGCUGGCAUGGCCCGGCCCCUGCACCUUAGUCCUCAGCCGGCCCAGUGUCUGGGGGGGAGUCGACACCCCAGCGAAAGCACAAGCACCUUAGUCGCACCUCCCCCACGCCCUCGUCCUGGCCUUGACAUCCUACCCCAGCAUCGAUCCCAAAGCACAAUAUCCUGGUCACUUGGCAAGCUGCCGGGCCGGCCGAGGCCGAGGGGCCGGCUGGGGCUCCAGCCAGACCCUACAAGGAAGGAGUCCCUAGGCGCUCCCCUCCUUCAGGCCUUAGCAGGGGCCAGCUCUCUGGGACUGGGGUCUUCUCCCUCCCCGCACCUUUGUCCUGGAGGCCCCUGCCCAGCCCCUCCCUGCCUUGUCCUUGGGUGGGGCUUGCCCCUGCCCCUCCUCCAAGCCCCUGCAGCACUGGGUUGGGUGGCAGAGCCCCCUCAUUUCAGGGACCCCAGGAGGUGCCCCUGGCUCCCGGGACUGUGUGUUGGGGGGAGGGGCCGGGCAGGGGCACAGGGGAGGAAACUCCUCACCAGGAGAGCCAAAGACAGGGUUGUGCCUUACCCCAGGAGCCACCCCUGCGCCCCUCCCUCCCGCCCUGCCCUCCCCACCUCCUGGGCGGCCUGCUGCUUUUCCUUCUUGCCCUGCCCUGCCCUGCCCUGAGCUGCAUGGUCCCCCCACCCCGGGCAGCCCAGGGAGGAGCACGAAUGGAGAAUCACCGACCAACGCAAAAAAAAAAGACUGUGGGGCCCCCCUCUUCACCUCCCCCGGCCGCCCACUCACCCGCCUCUUUCACGCAGGACA
Canis lupus familiaris (dog) is the source of this 4306-nucleotide messenger RNA. RefSeq names its product nucleus accumbens associated 1 (gene NACC1). The record is from RefSeq and is a predicted model, not a curated record. The transcript is spliced from 7 exons. Gene Ontology annotation, molecular function: protein binding; DNA-binding transcription factor activity, RNA polymerase II-specific; RNA polymerase II cis-regulatory region sequence-specific DNA binding. Bases 252 to 1850 code for a protein of 532 amino acids. Lineage: Eukaryota; Metazoa; Chordata; Mammalia; Carnivora; Canidae. Gene Ontology annotation, biological process: regulation of transcription by RNA polymerase II.